Molecule: messenger RNA, 2310 nt
Organism: Ectocarpus siliculosus
Lineage: Eukaryota; Phaeophyceae; Ectocarpales; Ectocarpaceae
Source: the annotation of a GenBank genome assembly
AUGACCGGGAAAGGAGAUCAUGACGCGUAUGGUAAGGAUGGACCCGGUGCGGCUGCGUUUCGUGUCCAGCAUCAGAUACGGCGAAAUGCUCAGGACAUGCAAGAGUAUCUUACCGACCUCAGCAGCUGGGAGAAGUCUAUAAAGAAGAAGGACAAGCAGCUUUCUCGAAAGGCUAUGUCUGAAUCGUCUUCUUCGGGUAAUCGACGAGCGAUCCCCGACACCGGCACGCCCCCGAUCCGCCCCCCCGGAAGUACGGUCCCUGUAAGCUCUGGCCCUGCGCCCCAACCUUCACAACCAACGCAAAAGCUUUCGGCGAAGAGCCUGGGAUGUCGAAACGAUGGGGCUGACGGUAGGCCGCACAUCAACGUGAACGCUGCAAACGGCGGUGGGGCGACGGGAGACUCGGGCAAGGCCAAGUCCAGCAUGUCGGCUGCAGGGCACACGUAUGAUAAGGGAUACGGAAAAUGGGCCAAGUUCGACAUCGACGCCGCUCUUCGAUCUGUUGAUCAGGAGGAGGAGGAGGGAGUAAAUGAUAAGAGACGCUCGAGCAGCAAUAGCGAUAGCGACACGGACAGCGACAAGAAUCAGGGGACUCCAAGGCUCACUCCGGCAACCAUGGUCGAUCGGUCCUGCAGUCGGGGCCUCCGUCGUCCUCCUCCGCCUAAGCACACAGUGGCACCAACCUCAACAUCCCGAUCAAGUCAGUCGCCGAGAGACUUGGAGAAGGAAGAGCGGGAAAAAGGAAAUACGAAGUUCGGCCAGGGUGACUUUGAGGGGGCUGUGAAGAGCUAUACGAGGUGCCUGGGCAUGAACAGCAAGAGCUCGCUGGCUUUCUCGAACAGGGCUAUGGCGAACCUCAAGCUGAAGGAGUUCGGGAAGGCAGAAUCCGAUGCCGAUGCGGCCUUGAGGGUGGAUCCGCGCCACGUAAAAUCUCUCCAGCAGCGAGCAGCGGCGAGGAACGCUCUUGGGAAGCACCGUGCUGCGCUGGGUGACCUGCAAACAGCAGCGGAAAUCGAUCCAACCUCGAAGCAGGUUCGAAAAGACCUCAGCAAAACGCUGGAAACUUUGAAGACAGUUGUGCGCCGUGCGCCGAAGACGCAUGUUCGGGUGGAGAGCUUCCCUCUCCCUGCCCCCAAGCCUCGUGGGUACUCUCAACCAGGCACACCUAUUGAAGAGGGUGUUCCACCCACAGUGGCAAACGCUGCCGUAUCCGCCACAAAUCACAAUGCUUCAGUGACCGGGGAUGAGGACACAGCUGCGCCGUAUUCCUCAGUGUUGCAAGAGAGCACGGACAAGCGUGCCACCAAUGAGGCCACCGUCUACUCGUAUCAAGCACGGACAAUUGUCGAAGAGCUCCCUGAUGAAGCGGAGGCCACCCUGGCUACUCCCAUACCUACACCACGAGCACCCACGAACGCAGUAUCGUCAGUGCAAAGUGUCCCGUUGCCAACGGCUUCGAUCGCGGUGGCCGCUCAGAAUGAGCGAGGAGGGGACGCCGUACCACGUUCUUACGGCAGGGUAGAUCGGGAUAUUACGGUAGACCCAGCAGGAGAUACACCAAAGAUUGCUACCGUAGAAGGCAGUUUAACUAAGACGACAACGCCAGGGGCCGCAACACCAUCAGAAGCGACCGACGUCGCUGCAGCGCAUACAGUCCGUCCGGCAGUCUCAACGGAUUUGGCGUCGAAAACGGGCCCGCCCGCGCUCUCGCUCGUGGAUGUUGGCGCGAAAGCGGUGACUGAGCAAGCAAGUGCCGGUGGCGAGGACAAUAACCUGUCUCGAGGAACUCAUCCUGUGAAAGAGGAGGCAACCUGCCCGUCGCUUGAGGCGAGAACGGAAGACAAGGAGCUAUGUGCACCGACCCAAACACCCCAGCAGGGUAGGCCGUCUACUCCCGCUCCCGCUUGUAGGGCGACGGCCCACGCGCUGCAGCUACCCACCACGGGCUACCAGUUUGAAAGUAUGUGGCGCGGCACAGAUGGGUCGCCUGAAGGACGGCUUGAGCUGCUGCGGGCCGUCCCGCCAUCGACUAUCGCCAAAAUCUUCCGCCGAACCCCUAUCGAAGUAGAGUUGUUGGGCGGCGUUUUGCAAGAACUGGGAAAGGCUUUUCUGCCCAGGAGGCCGGCAACGGCUCUGCGGUGGCUCAAGAGCCUUUCUAAAGCGUCUCGGUUCAGCAUGACGGUGGCCCUUCUCGGCGAAGAGGACGGUCGCGCAGCCGCGCGAGAAGUGCUAAGGCGACUUGAGGCAGCAUCGCCGACGAAAGUGGACCCAAAAGAUGUUGAUGUCUUGAGGAAGCAGUUCUCGUGUUAG